Molecule: messenger RNA, 1490 nt
Organism: Malaya genurostris
Lineage: Eukaryota; Metazoa; Arthropoda; Insecta; Diptera; Culicidae
Exons: 5
Coding region: 464-1252 (262 amino acids)
Source: RefSeq, a predicted model, not a curated record
AGCAGUCACCCCACCCAAGAGUGGACCCACAGGCGGGUUACAGACUGCUCAAGUAAAAUACGAUCAGUUGUAACUUCGUGCUCGUUGGUUCAACAUACGAAAACGGUGGUCGGUAAAAUAGUGGACCGUAUGUCUGUAUGAGCGUGAUUUGUUCAAGGCUAAAUCUUGAGCAGCACUGAAAGUGAGAAAUAAUAUUGAAAAAAAAAAAAACAAUUGAACGACAGUCUCAACCUCUUUUGUGCAAAAAAAUAAAAGUAGGAGAUGAUUAUCUACAGCGGUGGUAUGUGAGAGUUUCGGAUCAUUAUCAGGUGGAAAAAGAGUUUUAUAUCGAGCUCUCCAGCGUGUAGCGCUGGAAUGUAAAUGAUUUGAUUGAAAUCAAAUCUAGUGAGAUCUUGAAAUCGCGAGCUUCUGGAACGCCAACGGAAUAUUUGAAACCUGCCGACUAAGAAGUGAUGAAUCUAAGAUGAAGCUUCUGUCUCGCCCAACGGGAUCACUGCUGCUAUUGGUAGCGUUUGUUACAGUGUCAUACUCAAAUGCGUUUAUCAUACCUGAAGAGCUACCCUCAAUUCUGUCACUAGUCUACUCCAAUAUCCCACCAAUCAGAAAAGGAACGGACUCUCGAGUUGGAUUCGGUUUCCGGCUGGGCGACCAUGCAGAUUUUCAAGUUCAGUUCGAAAUUGGACCACAACAGAGAACACGGCCUAUAGGAACUAAUGCUGGCAGUAGCAAACGUAACGUGGACUCCGACGAUUAUCAAGAGGAGAAGCAGCAGGCUGGAUCAUCGAACAUGGUGGCCGGCAAAUCAUGGCUUGAAACGUGGUCCAAGGAGACCAAACAGAAGCAGAAGUUCAACAAGGGAAAACAUCGGGAUGCGGUAAACAAAACAUCCGAACUCCCGGCAUCUCCGAUGAUCGCGGAGUCGGCAUACAAUCAGCUCCAGCAGUUGUUCGACAUGAACAAACUGAAGGAAGAGGAAGCGAUAGGUACGAUUCCUAGUGCGGACCUGGAAACCGCUUUGAAGCACAUUCCCUUCAAACCGAUGCCAACCAACAACACGGAAAUCAACGAGGUUGAUCCGAAGGCACCAAAAGUAGUUACAUUCAAACCACUGCCAGAGGAGGACGUUAGCCAGAGUAAAACUGACAUGGAUACGACUAUGAAGCAAGUUAUGCGUAGACGAACGAAUCCUAGACAGCAGAACGCCAAGAAGGAUAAAAUAUCGGCCGACUUGGCAAAUGUCUCACUGGAUUAGGAUGUCUUGAGUGAUUGCGUCGUGUUAAUGGUGGAUAGAAUAAGGUGUGAUUUGGGGCGAAUGGUCUUUUACUUCGGGAAGAACAUUAAAAAAUGGGGGGUAAUAUACCUGUAAAUAUUGGUGUUUAGGAUGUGAUACUAUUUAUUUUCCUGAGAACAGAUAAUACGAGACGAAACCGACUAUUUAUUUGAGUUAAGGUAAUACCAUGGUGCAAUAAAAUACCGUACCAAACAGUAAA